This is a messenger RNA of Acinonyx jubatus (cheetah), 3980 nucleotides long. RefSeq names its product calpain 9 (gene CAPN9). The record is from RefSeq and is a predicted model, not a curated record. Lineage: Eukaryota; Metazoa; Chordata; Mammalia; Carnivora; Felidae. Gene Ontology annotation, molecular function: calcium-dependent cysteine-type endopeptidase activity; calcium ion binding. The coding region runs from base 91 to 2163 and encodes 690 amino acids. The transcript has 20 exons. Gene Ontology annotation, biological process: proteolysis. Gene Ontology annotation, cellular component: cytoplasm.
CCAGGUGCCCCCGAGCUGGCUCCUUCCUGGCUGACACAGUCGCCUUGCUUCUUCCCACCUAUCGGGAGCCCACCCGCCAGGGGAGCAACCAUGCCCUACCUCUAUCGGGCCCCAGGGCCCCAGAAGCACCCGGUUCCCAAGGACGCCCGUGCCACCCACUCCUCGGGCCAGAGCUUCGAGCAGCUGAGGCAGGAGUGUGUGCACAAGGGCAUCCUGUUUGAGGAUGCAGACUUCCCAGCCGACAGCUCCUCGCUCUUCUACAGUGAGAGGCCCCAGAUCCCCUUCGUGUGGAAACGGCCAGGGGAAAUAGUGGAAAACCCAGAAUUCAUCCUUGGAGGGGCCACCAGGACAGAUAUCUGCCAGGGGGAGCUUGGCGACUGCUGGCUAUUAGCUGCCAUCGCCUCCCUGACGCUGAAUGAAAAAGCUCUGGUUCGAGUCGUCCCCCAGGACCAAAGCUUUGGACCCGGUUAUGCCGGGAUAUUCCAUUUCCAGUUUUGGCAGCACAGCGAAUGGCUGGAUGUGGUCAUCGAUGACCGACUGCCCACCUUCAGGGACCGCCUGAUCUUCCUCCACUCGGCCGACCACAGAGAGUUCUGGAGUUCCCUGCUGGAAAAAGCCUACGCCAAGCUGAGCGGUAGCUACGAGGCUCUGAAGGGAGGCAGCGCCAUCGAGGCCAUGGAAGACUUCACCGGGGGUGUAGCAGAGACCUUUGCAACUAAAGAGGCUCCAGAGAACUUCUAUGAGAUUCUGGAGAAGGCCUUGAAGAGGGGCUCUCUCGUGGGCUGCUCCAUUGAUAUCCGAAAUGCUACAGAGUCUGAAGCCCGGACACCUUUUGGUCUCAUUAAGGGCCAUGCCUACAGUGUGACAGGAAUUGACCAGGUAAACUUCCAAGGCCGGAACACGGAGCUCAUCAGAGUCCGGAACCCUUGGGGCCAGGUUGAGUGGAACGGGUCCUGGAGUGACAGUUCCUCCGAGUGGCUUUCGGUCGGGGCAGCUGAGCAGAAGCGCCUGUGUCACACCUCUCUCGACGACGGGGAAUUCUGGAUGGCGUUUAGGGACUUCAGGACCCACUUUGACAAGGUAGAAAUCUGCAACCUGACUCCUGACGCCCUGGAGGAGGAUGCUGUCCACAAAUGGGAGGUGACGGUCCAUCAAGGAAGCUGGGUGCGGGGCUCCACCGCCGGGGGCUGCCGCAAUUUUCUAGAUACCUUCUGGACCAAUCCACAGAUAAAACUGUCCUUGAUUGAGAAAGAUGAGGGGCAAGAGGACUGCACUUUCCUUGUAGCCCUGAUGCAGAAAGAUCGAAGGAAACUCAAGAGGUUUGGUGCCGACAUGCUGACCAUUGGCUAUGCCAUUUACCAGAGCCCCCGCAAAGACGAACACCUGAACAAAGACUUCUUCAGGUACCAUGCUUCCCGGGCCAGAAGCAAAACGUUCAUCAACCUGAGAGAAGUCUCCAACCGCUUCCAGCUGCCCCCUGGGGAGUAUAUCCUGAUACCCAGCACUUUUGAGCCCCAUCAGGAAGCUGAUUUCUGCCUGAGGAUCUUUACGGAGAAGAAAAUUAUCACCCAGGACAUGGAUGGAGAUGUGAACAUUGACCUUCCCGAGCUUCCGAAGCCGACACCAGCUGGCCAGGAGACAGAGGAGCAACUGCAGUUCUGGGCCCUGUUUGAACAAGUUGCCGGUGAGGACAUGGAGGUAACUGCAGAGAAACUGGAAUAUGUUUUAAAUGCGGUGCUGCGAAAGAAAAAGGACGUCAAAUUCAAGAAGCUCAGCCUGAUUUCCUGUAAAAACAUCAUUUCUCUAAUGGACACCAGCGGCAACGGGAAGCUGGAGUUCGCGGAGUUCAAAAUGUUCUGGGACAAGCUGCAGAAGUGGACAAACCUGUUCCUUCAGUUCGAUGCUGACAAGUCUGGCACCAUGUCCUCCUAUGAGCUGCGGACUGCCCUGAAAGCCACAGGCUUCCAGCUGAGCGGUCGCCUCCUGCAGCUGAUUGUCCUCAGGUACACAGACGAGAACCUCCAGCUGGGCUUUGAUGACUUCCUCAACUGCCUGGUCCGGCUGGAGAACGCAAGCCGGGUGUUCCAGGCGCUCAGUACAAAGAACAAGGAGUUCAUUCAUCUCAACAUAAACGAGUUCAUCAAGCUGACAAUGAACAUCUGAGGCUUCCCUGGCAAGGACGCACUCUGUCCGGCUGAGUCUUGACUUCUGGACCACGAACUUCAGAACAUUUCUUGGUGUAGAGCUCUCCUCUCAUGACCCAACCUUCUCCUCCCCCUGCCCCACCAUCUUGAUCUUGGAAGAAUGAAAUGGACACAGCUCUGACCUCGGAUUUUAUGCUAUUUCUCUGUACAAUCACUUCCCGAAGAUGGCUGGUGCCUUACCUUCAGGUUCAGGCAUUUCCCUUUCCUUCUCCACCUCUUCCCACUACUAAUUAUCCAAAGUGUAACUUGGUGCAUAGAACCCUGGCUUCAACGGAGCAUCCAUCAUUAUACUCAAACAUCCGACACAGGAAAUGUUUUUGUUUUUGUUUUGUUUUGUUUUUAAGCUUAUUUAUUUUGAGAGAGAGAAUGUGUGUGCAUGCACGAGUGGGGAAGGGGCAGAGAGAAAGGGAGAGCAGGCUCCACCCUGUCAGUGCAGAGCCUGAUGUGGGGCUUGAACUCACAAACCCUGAGAUCAUGACCUGAGCCGAAAUCGAGAGUCAGACACUUAACCAACUGAGCCACCCAGGCGCCACAGGACAAUGUUUUUGUAAGUACGUUGGGGAUGAGAAGGGAAAGGUGUGAUGUCAUAAUUAAGCAUUUUCUUCAUCCUAGGUGUGUUUGCUUACUGGGGGCAAACAUCAGGGAAUUCCGGAUGCUUACUUGUAGGAGCGGAACAACACGAAAAUCUCUAUUUCCUCCUCCAAGAGGUGGUAACUAAUUCUCCAUCCAGUCCAGACACUCUUUGUGUCUAAAGCUUUUGGGUCAGAAAUGCCAAAGGCAAUGUUAUUUCUUCUCGGGAGUCCAGAUUCAGGUCAGACUGGAUUGCAUUCAUUUCCACCAUGAUGGCGGAAGAACAGGGUGGAGAAGCCUUCUUUUAGCUCCCUGACCCUGCAUAGGAAAAUCCCACCAAACUGGAUCAUGGAAAAUAACAUGAUAAGAUGUUGCCUCAGUAAAUGCUAGGUCUCGCUUUCUUAUUUAUAUACCUGUGGCAGGUGAGGUGGCAUGGAAAGGUGUUCAGAGAGGGAAGGAGGAAGCAUGGUUGGGAUGAACAUGAAGGUAGAAACAAAACCUCAUCAAGAGCCCUGCCCCCUGGCUGAAGGUGUCAGGGCAACACGGUCUUCUCUCUCGCUUCCCAACCCUUCCCUGAGCUCACCCAGCAAUGGAUGCAGGACAGGAGCGACGUGCAACAGCCAUAUUUUCUAGUUUUUGCACUUGAUCAUUGACACAUUGAGGCCUUGCUGACCCUGGGGGGGACUGCCCCUUUCGGGGCUAGUCAAUUCCCAGAGAGAGCAAACAACUUGCAUUGACAAGCCACCCAAUCCAGAGCCCACACCCCAACCAUCUCCUCUAUGGGGCUUUCACACUCCAGGCCUCUACCCAACCCCCCCCCCCUCGCCCUCAUCACCACGGGGCCAGGUGCCAUACAACUAGGGGCACCCCUAUGCCCCAGAGCCUGCUGAAAUUACUCUGCCUCACUCAUUCUUCCCAUGGAAACCACAGUUAAGACUCUUGCCCAUGUUUUCCUCUUGCUCCCUCUACUUCUUGAGCAAUCCCGGGGGGUCUCUGUAUGGUCCUACAUGGCAGGCCCCCUCCUCUUGGGAUCUGUGAGUAUAACAAGUUACCUUUUCAAUAGCAACUGUCUCCUGAUCUGUUGGUCUGACACCAUGUGAUAACUCGAAUGUGUCAGGAGAAAUGAACAGCACUACAAAUGGUAUCUGUGGGCAAAGACAGAAGACUAUACAUAUAUGUUUUCUCUUUUCUAAACCUCUUUUCUCU